AUUCAAGGUGUUUAGAGGCCAAUAGAAUAGACCCCUUGCUGGCCGUAGACCCACAACUAAAUUUUUAGGUCAGCACUUCUGUCAUUACUAAAUUAAAGACAAUAUGACUGAGUCAGAUGGUAAAGGGAAGAUAGCAAUAGUCGGCAGUGGUUUAAUCGGCCAAAGCUGGGCAACCAUAUUUGCAGGAUCUGGGUAUGGUGUCACCAUAUAUGACAUUGACAGUGAACAAGUAACUAGAGCCCUCGCUAAUACAAAAUUAACCCUAGAAAGAUAUGAACAGGAGGGUUGUCUCAGAGGAAAUUUAUCGGCCCACCAACAAUCUAGCCUUAUACGUGGCAGCAACGACCUAAAAUCUUGUUUACAAAAUGCCAUUUAUGUUCAGGAAUGUGUACCAGAAAGUAUUGAGAUGAAGAAGAAAGUAUUUACACAACUGGAUGAAUAUUGCGAAGAGAAGACGAUUAUGGCUAGUUCUAGUAGCUGCAUUAACUCUUCACAAUUUACUGGAGAUCUAAAACAUAGAUCUAAUAUGUUAAUAGCUCAUCCCGUUAAUCCACCUUAUUUUCUUCCCCUGGUAGAAAUAAUUCCUGCACCGUGGACAGACCCAGAGAUUACAGCUCAAACCAGAUCAUUAUUAGAGGAAGUGGGUCAAUCACCUAUUACACUGAACAAAGAAGUUCCGGGGUUCGCACUCAACAGAAUACAAUAUGCUGUUAUUAAUGAAUGUUGGAGCUUGUUGCAAUCAGGAGUAUUAAGUGCCGCAGAUAUUGACAAAGUUAUGUAUGAGGGAUUAGGAAGACGAUAUGCCUUCAUAGGACCGCUUGAAACAAUGCAUUUAAAUGCCGACGGUAUUGUUGACUAUUGUAAAAGAUAUGCUGAGGGUGCUUAUAAUGUAUCAGCUACAUUUACACCGCCACCAAUAAGAUACGAUAUACCGACAGCCGAACUGGUAGAAAAAGAACUCGGCCAAAUCACACCUCCGGAUAAAACUAAUGAACGAAAGCAAUGGAGAGAUUCACAAUUUGCUGCUUUAGACAAACUUAAAAGAGGCUCAAAUUAAAAUGCAGACGCGUACAUAAUAGAUUGAUGUUUUGGAAAGAUGAGUGGUUUAUAAAGUAAAAGUACACUGAAAAGUAUAAAGUGUGAAGAUAAUUUCGACGUAACUUGACUUGUUGUACAAUUUGAUUUACAGGCAACAGACAAGCAAAUAAAUCAUUGCGAAAUCCUACAUUUUAACACAAUUUUGAUCAAAUGUACUGCCUCUAGUACUAGAAUCUGAUCAAAGUUUACAGAAUCAUUUUAGGGUUUUUGAUGACAAUAAUUGUGAAUGUUUACAUUUCUUCAUUUGUCGUACCAAAGAAAUACAAUCUAAUGAAUUAAAAAAUGAAGAAAACUUUAAA
Molecule: messenger RNA, 1397 nt
Organism: Patella vulgata (common limpet)
Lineage: Eukaryota; Metazoa; Mollusca; Gastropoda; Patellidae
Product: lambda-crystallin homolog
Exons: 6
Coding region: 104-1057 (317 amino acids)
Biological process (GO): fatty acid metabolic process
Molecular function (GO): NAD+ binding; oxidoreductase activity, acting on the CH-OH group of donors, NAD or NADP as acceptor
Source: RefSeq, a predicted model, not a curated record